UUUUCUCUUCAGGUCUACAUGAGGACAUUGCUGUUCUUGGCUGUUCAGACUCUGAUGGAGAGGACAUGUACGCUCUGGAUGGUGAAGUGAUUUGGUUCGCUGACUUCAAACACAAGACAGGAGUCGAACCUCAGCCCAGUUUCAUGGAUCAUACUAGUUAUGUAGAAGGAACUUAUGAACAAGCUGUGGCUAAUGUAGAGAUCUGCAAACAGAACCUGAAAAAUCAUGUUAAACCCUUCAAGGACUUCCCACUGGAACGAGAUCCUCCUUCCAGUCCGGUGAUCUACACCAGAGACAACGCAGAACUGGGAGAGAAGAACACCCUCAUCUGUCAUGUGACUGGUUUCUUUCCUGCUCCUGUGAUGUUCUCCUGGACCAAGAACCAGCAGAACGUCACUGAAGGAAGCAGAACCAACGUUCCCUUCAUCAACAAAGACGGAACCUACAACCAGUUCUCCUCACUGGAGUUCAUCCCACAGCUGGGAGACAUCUACGGCUGUACGGUGAAACAUCUGGCCCUGGACCAGCCGCUGACCAGGUUCUGGGAUGUGGAGGUGACUCCGCCCAGCGUUGGACCUGCUGUGUUCUGUGGAGUCGGUCUCACUGUCGGCCUCCUCGGCGUUGCUGCUGGAACCUUCUUCCUCAUCAAAGGAAACGAGUGCAGCUGAUUGGUUGAUGAUCCUGUGAUCCUGAUGACUCAUCAUGUUGUUCUCUCUUCCUCAUAACUCUGAUUCUUCUUCUUCUUGUUCUUAUGAUUGAAUGAAUCUGUCUUUAAAUCAGCGCGCUCUUAUUUUGAAAUAAAGGUCACAUGUGUAGAGUUGAUCAGCUAGCUCUCCUCUGAUUGGCCGAUCACAGUUAUGACUUCUGUAUCUUUAUAAUAAUCACAAACGGCUUCUUUCAUAAAGUUGAGCUCAGUCGUUGUUUCAAAGCAGCCAAUCAGAUCUUCAUGAAGCAGUGAUGUCAUCUCUGGUGGAGUUAAACCUUUUCAUUUCCUGUGAGAAAUAAAGUGAGAAAACCCUGAAA
Messenger RNA from Anoplopoma fimbria (sablefish), 1023 nucleotides. RefSeq names its product rano class II histocompatibility antigen, B alpha chain-like. The record is from RefSeq and is a predicted model, not a curated record. The transcript is spliced from 3 exons. Gene Ontology annotation, cellular component: membrane; MHC class II protein complex. Gene Ontology annotation, biological process: immune response; antigen processing and presentation of exogenous peptide antigen via MHC class II; peptide antigen assembly with MHC class II protein complex. NCBI's taxonomy places the organism in Eukaryota, Metazoa, Chordata, Actinopteri, Perciformes, Anoplopomatidae. Gene Ontology annotation, molecular function: MHC class II protein complex binding. The coding region runs from base 66 to 668 and encodes 200 amino acids.